Lolium perenne is the source of this 459-nucleotide messenger RNA. Lineage: Eukaryota; Viridiplantae; Streptophyta; Magnoliopsida; Poales; Poaceae. The record is from RefSeq and is a predicted model, not a curated record.
AUGUGGGACGCCAUCGCCGCCGCCGUCCCGGGCAAGACGCCCGAGGAUGUCCGGCGCCACUACGAGCUGCUCGUUGAGGACGUCGACGGCAUCGAGGCCGGCCGCGUGCCGCUGCUCGUCUACGCCGGUGAUGCCGGGCCCGACGACGGCGGGGGCUCCGGGGGCGGGGGCGGGAAGAAGGGCUCGGGCGUCGACAAGGGCUCGUCCAAGUCCGCCGAGCAGGAGCGCCGGAAGGGGAUCGCCUGGACCGAGGACGAGCACAGAGGAGCAAACAUAGUUGCGCUUAGGAUGCCCAUGCGCCUCGGCGACGGAGCCGAGCGCGUGCCUGAAGACAGCGGCGGCGAGCGCCGCGCCUGGGCGAUGGCGGCGACUGCGGUGGCGAGCGCGCGUCUGGAGAUGGCGGCGGCGAAGGGGUGCCUGGCGACGACGGCAGCGCCUCUCCUCCAAUCCCCGCGUUAG